ACAUCGCCUAAUGGAUCGAUGCAGCCUACUUCUCCCCACUGUCGGCUUGACGGAGCCAAGCACUCCAUUGGUGCAGCUACCUAUCCUCCCUUGCCUCUAAGUAUCAGUUGUCUAGAUUCCACCACAAACUCAGGGAGCCACUUCGAAGGGGUCGCAACAACUGAAGCCCGGCAAGGUUUCCCAACCGGAGAACCAAGUGGCGUAGAUUUGUCUCCCAAUAUGGUGCAAGGCCUUGCUUUGCUGCAGAGCAUCGCAGCGGGAGGCGGAUUUCAUCCUUCUCUUCUGCCUCCAACAACGGUGGCUUCUGGUGCUGCUGGGAGUGAGGAGUUCUCAACAAGUGUUACCUCUAAGUUCUCAUCGAUGAAUCAAUUAGACAGACCGGCUAGCCAACUGGUAUCAGAGUAUGCUUCUACGGCCGUUGGAGCAUCUCUGGUUGGUGCUGUUUCGCCGACUUUACCUAGAUCGAGGUUGAUGUAA
Messenger RNA from Protopolystoma xenopodis, 477 nucleotides. NCBI's taxonomy places the organism in Eukaryota, Metazoa, Platyhelminthes, Monogenea, Polystomatidea, Polystomatidae. The record is from the annotation of a GenBank genome assembly.